CGGCCUGGCCGGAGCCCGACUACUUUUGGCCCUCGGCAGGCGCCGUCCACAGCGCUGGCUGAACCCUAAAGCCCUUCGCUUUGAGAGGACCUGACCCCUGACCCGGCCCUCCUUACAGAAGUUCACUCCUGCUAUGAUGUAGAGAAGGAUUUGGGGGAUUCCAUGAGUAGCAAGGAGACAAGUAGUUAAAGACUACUGCAGUAAUCCAGUGGGCCAAGGCCAUGUUAGUUUCCUGCCACCUACAGGAUUCACCAUGAAGCUGAAGGAACUUGAGCAGCCAGCUGUCCAAGUGUGGAGCCCAGCCAGCCAGUAUCCUGUGUAUCUGGCCACAGGAACAUCUGCCCAGCAGCUCGAUGCCUCCUUUAACACCCAUGGCACAUUGGAGAUCUUUGAGGUUGAUUUCAGGGACCCUUCUCUGCACUUGAAACACAAAGGAGUCCUUUCUUCUUCAAACAGGUUUCACAAGCUGAUCUGGGGGAGCUUUGGCAAUGGGCUUCUGGAAAGCUCUGGGGUUAUUGCAGGCGGCGGGGACAAUGGCAUGCUUACGCUAUACAAUGUGACCCACAUCCUGUCUUCGGGAAAGGAACCUGUGAUUGCCCAGAGACAGAAGCACACAGGGGCUGUCAGGGCUCUCGACUUUAACCCUUUCCAGGGCAACCUCCUAGCCUCAGGAGCUAGUGAUUCUGAAAUCUUCAUUUGGGAUUUGAAUAACCUGAGUGUUCCAAUGACCCCAGGAUCCAAGUCACAGCAGCCCUCAGAAGACAUCAAGGCACUUGCUUGGAACCGCCAAGUCCAGCACAUUCUAUCUUCUGCUCACCCCAGCGGCAAGGCAAUUGUAUGGGAUCUCAGGAAGAACGAGCCUAUCAUUAAAGUCAGUGAUCACAGCAGCAAGAUGAAUUGCUCCUGCCUUGCCUGGCACCCAGACAUAGCCACCCAAUUAGUGCUAUGCUCAGAAGAUGACCGACUCCCAGUGAUUCAGUUGUGGGAUUUGCGCUUUGCUUCUUCACCUCUGAAAGUGCUAGAGAACCACAGCAGAGGGAUCUUAUCAAUGUCAUGGAACCAAGCUGACUCCGAGCUGCUGCUUAGUAGUGCCAAGGACAGCCAGAUCUUCUGCUGGAACCUGGGGAGCAGUGAGGUGGUAUAUACACUACCCACAGACAGCAGCUGGUGCUUCGAUGUGCAGUGGUGUCCUCGGAACCCUCCAGCAUUCUCUGCUGCCUCCUUCGAUGGCUGGAUCAGUUUGUAUUCUGUGAUGGGGAGGAGCUGGGAAGUCCAGCACGUGGGACAGGCUGACAAGAUCUCCUCUUCUUUCGGCAAAGGACAGCCCCUUCCACCACUGCAGGUGCCAGAGCAAGUGGCUCAGGCAUCAUUGACACCUCCCCUAAAAAAGCCUCCCAAAUGGAUCAGAAGGCCAGCAGGUGUUUCAUUUGCUUUUGGGGGGAAGCUGGUUACCUUUGGUCUUCCCAGCACCCCUGUCCAGCAGGUGACACAGCCUUGCUCCCGCCUUGUCUUCCUGAGUCAAGUCACCACAGAAUCUGAAUUCCUGAUGAAGUCAGCUGAGCUGCAGGAGGCCUUGGGAUCCGGAAAUCUCUUGAAUUAUUGUAAGAACAAGAGUCAGCAAGCUUCACUGCCAAGUGAAAAGAUGCUCUGGGAGUUCCUGAAGGUGACCUUACAGCGUGACUCCAAAGUGAAAUUCCUAAAGCUGUUAGGAUACGAUAAAGAUGAGCUUCAGAAGAAGGUGGGCACGUGGCUGAAGAAUAAUGUAGGGUCAGGAGAGAGCCUUCAGCCUGAAGGAGAUUACCUCAACAGUACCAGACGACCUGCCUUCGGCAGUCAGGCCUCCAAACAUACCACAGAUGAAGUUUCUGCUUCUUCAGCCUUUUUUGAUGAGCUAGUCCCUCAGAGCAUGACUCCAUGGGAGAUCCCCAUCACAGAAGACACGGAUGGACUCUUAAGCCAGGCUCUGCUGCUUGGGGAACUGGGCCCUGCUGUGGAGCUGUGUCUGAAGGAGGAGCGCUUUGUUGAAGCUAUCAUACUGGCCCAGGCUGGGGGUACAGAUUUGCUGAAGCGGACACAGGAGCGCUACUUCACCAAGAGGAGAACCAAAAUCUCUCCGCUUCUCGCCUGUGUUGUGCAGAAGAAUUGGAAGGAUUUGGUAUGUGCCUGUAGUCUGAAGAACUGGAGAGAGGCAUUGGCCUUGCUACUGACAUACUCAGGGCAAGAGAAAUUUCCGGAGCUCUGUGACAUGCUGGGAACUCGCAUGGAGCAGGAGGGCAGCAGGGCACUAACCUCUGAGGCCAGACUCUGUUACGUGUGCUCAGGGAGUGUGGAGCGGCUGGUAGAGUGCUGUGUAAACUCCUCCCAGGCCACAUCCCCCAUGGCUCUGCAGGACCUGAUGGAGAAAGUGAUGGUCCUUAGAAGAAGCUUGGAGCUACUGCAGGGUCCUGGCAGGGAGGCCCCAGGCCCUACCACAACAUACAGGAUCACCCAGUAUGCCAACCUCCUUGCAGCUCAGGGCAGCCUAUCUACUGCUAUGAGCUUCCUACCCAGUGACUGUGCUCAGCCAUCAGUUCAACAGCUGAGAGAUCGGCUUUUUCAUGCUCAAGGUUCUGCUGUCUUGGGCCAACAGGCUCCUCCUUUCCCCUUCUCCCGGGUUGUUGUUGGAGUUAUCCCCCAUGCUAAAGAGACAUCUUAUAGACUGGGAUCCCAGCCUGCUUACCAGAUCUCAUCUUCCUCUCCAAGGCCAAGGGCCAUAACUCAGCCCUCACUAGUGAUGCCUUUGCCACCUUCCCAUCCUAGCCCUUUUCAGGGCUCCAUGACACAAACGAUUAGUUACUCCAGGGCUCCUGGGGCACCUGCACUCCAGGCAGCCCAGCCCUUGCCUUUACGCCCUGGGGUAAGGCCGGCUUUAUCUCAGCCACAGCUGAUAGGACAAAAGGCUCAAGUUCCAAACCCUAUGGGAUUGCCUGGAAUGUGGCCUCUUUCUAGUCUUCCUCCACCCAUGGAAUCCUCAGAGGUCAUGCAGCGUGACUCUACCUUCCUACAUGAACCUCCUAGAUUACUUCCUCUACCUCGUAUGGGACCACCAGGUCCCAGCCCUCUGAGUUCCCAGGCCCCAGCCCUUUCUCCUCAUUUCCCAAUGACUUAUCCUCCUGGAGGGCCAGAUGCUCCACCCUCUAGUACCCUCCCAAAUGCUGGCAUCUGGACUCCUUGUCCAGGACCUCAAGAUUCCCGGCAGGUUGCUCCAGGCCCCAGGGGAAACCUCCAGAGGAGAACGCUGCCAGAGACAUUUAUGCCUCUGGCACCUAUUACUGCUCCAGUUAUGAGCAUUGGCCAUGAGCCAAAACAGCCUGCUGUCUCCAGUGUAAGUCAUGCUCCCCCUGGAGCUCCAGGAGAACGUAACCUACAGCAACUUCAACAGCAGCCUUCUAAAGAGAUGGAAAGGAAGGAGCUGCCUCCAGAGCAUCAGUCCUUGAAGGUCAGCUUUGAGGCACUUCUCCAGCGCUGUUCCCUAUCUGCAACUGACUUAAAGACAAAAAGGAAGUUGGAGGAGGCAGCCCAACGUCUAGAGUAUCUCUAUGAGAAGCUCUGUGAGGGGACACUCUCAGCCCCUGUCCUGGCUGGGCUCCAUGAAGUUGCCCGAUGUGUGGAUGCAGGAAAUUUUGCACAGGGCCUUGCAGUGCAUGCCCAUGUGGUGAGCUGCAGUAGCUUCAGCGAGGUGUCCAGCUUCAUGCCUGUCCUGAAGGCCGUCCUCACCAUCGCGCAGAAGCUGCAGGGCUAAGCCAGGCAGCCUCUCCUCCCAGGAUGCCACUGCUGCCAUUGCUUCACUCCUCCUUGCAGAAAAGGGGAAUUUUGCAACAGAUUGUAUUUGUUUCUCCAAUUCCCUCGUCCCUAGCUGCCAGGUAUGUGAUGUGGUGGACUCCAAACCAGCUGAGUGCCUGAACUUACCCCUUUUAUGCCUUGCAACAUUGGGCUCUAUGCACCCUGGUAGGCAGGGUGUAGAGCCAGGUCCUACUUCCCUUCAUGCAAUCCAGUGACCAGACCUGCACUACCAUGUCUUCUCCCCAAGAAACAAUUCUGUUCUAGAAGCUUCAGGGAGGACGAACAGGGUUAUGGUCAUGUCUACCUCUUCUGUGACCCACUUUGUGGGUUUCCUGUUUUUCCUUUCUGGGGCUUAUACUCCUGGUCUUUAUCUUCUCACACCUCUGACUACAUAUUUCCAGGUCUAUAUUCAUCCAUAGCCCCAAGGACUGAGAGUAAGCUGGCUGUUCAGCCUUUGAGCAAGUCAUGGAGGGUUGGGUGCUUAGCAGAACCAACAGAGAAAAUUGGCCUGUUUGAAGUAGAACUUUUCUGUGUCUGCUUUACUCAGGUUGGGCUAGGCUAGAGAACAGAUAGAAGGGGUGCAUUGCCUUUUGCUGGGAACUGUCUUGAACUACGAGAUAAAAACAGGGGGACCACAGUCUUCACGGAACUGCCCCUGAUUCCACCUAGGUUUGAGCCCAGCCCAAGGCCUCAGGCUCUCCAUUCUGUGAUUUUUUUUUUUUUAAUUCCCAUCCUGGAAUAAUUUCUCCUUCUCAGCUAUCACCCAUCUCAGGGCUGCCUUCUCUGGUUGCAUUUCAUGGCUCAACUCUGCCUUUGAUAUAUGGAUGUACUUAAUACUGCAAUAAAGCUGCUUUGAUUUGU
Molecule: messenger RNA, 4683 nt
Organism: Dipodomys spectabilis (banner-tailed kangaroo rat)
Lineage: Eukaryota; Metazoa; Chordata; Mammalia; Rodentia; Heteromyidae
Gene: Sec31b
Product: SEC31 homolog B, COPII coat complex component
Exons: 27
Coding region: 254-3781 (1175 amino acids)
Biological process (GO): endoplasmic reticulum to Golgi vesicle-mediated transport; endoplasmic reticulum organization; intracellular protein transport
Cellular component (GO): endoplasmic reticulum exit site; COPII vesicle coat
Molecular function (GO): protein binding; structural molecule activity
Source: RefSeq, a predicted model, not a curated record